Messenger RNA from Salvelinus namaycush (lake trout), 3849 nucleotides. Its product is annotated as ribosomal protein S6 kinase-like 1. The record is from RefSeq and is a predicted model, not a curated record. Lineage: Eukaryota; Metazoa; Chordata; Actinopteri; Salmoniformes; Salmonidae. Gene Ontology annotation, molecular function: ATP binding; protein kinase activity. Gene Ontology annotation, biological process: protein phosphorylation.
GAGGGAGGCUGCUGAGGACGAAGGCUGCUGCUGGGGCAGUGGGUCUAGGGGGCAUGCUCUGAUCACAUCAGGUUCGUAUCAUCAUGCUUGAAAACAAAGACUUUAACCUUCAAGUCGAGGAGGAUAACCCCCCAGUGAGCCGACUAACCAGCUGCCAGAGAUGAGUCCCACUGCUGAUAGGACCAGGGAGAAAAGGCCCGUCUGGACUUCCACAGUGCCGAGCCAGGACAGCCAUGGCCAAGAGAGACUACCUGGUGGAGGCAGCCAAGCAGAUCCGCAUGGCUCUGGACAGGGAGGUCAGUGAAGACUAUGAAGCUGCCUUCAGCUACUACAAGAAUGGGGUUGACCUGUUGCUCAAUGGAGUUCAAGUGGACCCUAACAAGGAGCGCCGCGAGGCAGUGAAGAGGAAGACUACUCAGUAUCUGAAGAGGGCCGAGGAAAUCUUUAUCUCCCACCUGCAGGACAACCUGGGGAAGGGGAACUCUCACGUAGGGGGUUACAGUAGUCUGAGAUUCCGGCCAAUCAGACACCUGAGCUGCCCAGUGGAGGAUCUGGAGAUGUGUAAAGUGGUGGGGAUCAUUGAUAAGGUCCUGAUUGUCCAAAGCCUGAUUACAAAGGAGAAAUGUGUUGUUAAAAGCCUGCCCAAGUCGAGCUGGGAGAGCCGGGACCAGCCCACUAUCAUCCCCCAGGGCGUCCCCUAUAUGGUGAAGCUGCUGAGAUACUAUGUCAGUGAGGAUGCUGUGUACCUGCAUCUGGAGCAUGUUCAAGGUGGGAAGCUUUUCUCCAAACUGUCCAAGGUCAGGAACGACCGAGCCAAGGAGCACCCAGAAUGCUACAUUCCCAGCCAGCACAGGAUCAAACUGAAGAACAGCUACACCUCCCCUACCAUCAGCUCAGACUACCAGCAGAAUGAUAGAGGGGGCACAGGGACAACCCCUCUCCUGGAAAGGGAGAACGAGGAGAGCCCAGACACAGACUCCCCUGCAUCUUGGCAUGAGGCUCAGCACCGUCUGAGCCUCAUGCCUGUAGGACCCACUCGUACUGCGGGGAGACAGGCUGCCUGCAGAACAACUCAAGGUCUACAGCGCCACAGCCCUUUAUCUGGACCAAUGAGGACAGACAUCAGUCCCCAUAUCCAUCCAGCAGGCCACAGUCAGUGUUUGCACUCUGAAACUCAGGACAAGCCUGCUCUUCCUAGUCAUCUGUGCAUCGAUCAGGUUCCUGAUGCCACCUCUGAGCCUUCUGGGAAGGCCACUGGAACAGAAGAAAUAGAAUCCAGUUUGGAUUUUGACGUGGUGUGGAAGGCUGCUGAUCCGACACAGAAUUGUGAGAGUGACUCAGAUAUAGCUGCAGGUAAACCUGUACCUCUAACAACUCAGACCUCUUCUGGUGGGACAGGGUCAACAGUGAACUUGAAGAAUCAUUCUAUCAGUUUGUAUUCACAGAAUAGUUAUGUUCCCAAUACAUUGCAAUUACCCCUCCAUAAUCAAAGCCAGGCUAGUGAGAUGGCAACUUUGACCUCCUAUGGCUCUCACCAAGGCAGUGUUUCAGGUGGAGACCUUGAGAACACUGUGGGUGUAGAGAUAUCCACACACCAGGAGAGAGGGCAGGAAGAGCAGGUAAACCAUCACACUACUGAAAAGAGCAUUGUGAACUUAGUAAGCGGGGACACAGAGACUUCCCAGCCUGGCAGAGCUGUUUGUCCCUCUACAGUAGACAAGCUGAAGGUCAUGAGGACAUCCUCAGGGAUCUCUCACCCCCCUUCCCUCCCUCGCUGUCUCAGUGCUGGGACAAAGCAGGGGAACCAGGCAGGCAUCUCCCUGGCCCUCACAGGGGCAAAGUAUCAUGUGGGGCCUCCUUGCAGAGAGCCAGGGGAGGAGGUGGAGGAGGGCUGGGAGCUGAGCCCUGUGAGUAAGGACAUCCCCCAAGAGAAAGGAUCACUGUGUGACCCCAACACCCCUGGCCCCACAGGGGCCUCCCCACAGUGUCGGAAGGAGAACAUGAAUGCUUUCCUGAAGUCAAAUGGAUCAGAUGGACAGGGUCAGGAUCAGAUCAUUGAGGUGGAGGGCUGGUGCCACCAGCCCAAGUUCCCAGCCAAGACCUCCAGAGGGAGAGACGGGGUCUGGCAGGGCUGUUGGGGGCUGCCUGAGGCAGAGGUGCGUCUGUUGGGAGCUCAGAUCCUCCUGGCCCUGGAGAGUCUUCACCAGCAAGGUGUCAUGUGCCGUGACCUCAACCCAAAGAACAUCCUGCUUACCAGCAUCGGAAAGGUCUGCCUGACAUUCUUUGGCCAGUGGAGUGAAGUUCAGUCAGAAACCAACUCUGAAGCUAUGGACCAGAUGUACUGUGCCCCAGAGAUUGGAGGUGUGUCCAAAAUCACAGAGGCUUGUGAUUGGUGGAGUUUGGGGGCAUUGCUAUUUGAACUUCUUACAGGAAUGCCCCUGUGGCAGUUCCACCCAGCCGGGGUACAUUCUCACACCCAGCUUCUGAUCCCAGACCAGCUGAGUACUGCAGCUGCCUCCCUGCUCACUGAGCUUCUGCAGUUUGACGCUGGUUAUCGUUUGGGCUCUGGAGGCGGUGGAGUGAGUGACAUCAAGUGUCACCCCUUCUUCAAUGGUGUCUCCUGGAAGGCACUGAGCAGUUAGCAGGUCAACAGACUGUCUGUAGCCUGAACAGUUAUCUGCAGCCAAGUGAAGUUGGGCAGCCACUGCCCCCUCGUGGCUAAAAUAAUUGAAGCCCCAGCUCUGGAGCUACUUCCUGAGCAUCUUGUUCUUCCCAAAUAAUGACAGAUUAGAAGGGUAAUUCAGAGCAGCAGGCACACAGCCAACAUGUCAACCCUGCAACAUCCAAACUCUGCCAUCUAAUGUCACCCUAGUUCCACACUACACAGGGUCCUGUGAGCCCGGAGGUAUAACCAGAGUCAGCAAGCCCAUUGUCAGUCAACUGAAUGCCCACUUGCUGGCUUCAAAUGGGGAGGCUGGGGGAAAGAUUCUAAGCCUGUGCAUGGUUCUGAAUCUCAAUACUGGUACUCUGGGUAUAGUGGUGCCUCAAUUGUUGACAUGAGAUUUUACAGUAGCUACAAAAAUCUUAGUUUGAGAACUCCAUUUAAACACCAAAGCUUGUCAAGUAGCUGGUAUGGAACUGGUAACAACUUCAUUGUUUGUGAUAACACCCUGUAUUAUCAAUUGAACAAUCCAUUUAGCAUGGCCAAACUGAAUUUUACUGCUAUGAAAUAUGAGUACAGGGUCAUUGCAAAGGCUAGCACCAGAUUAUCGUAUAGUCACUCACCCAAUCUGAAUCUAGACUUUGCUGCUGAUGAGAAUGGGCUGUAAAGUGACCUAUGCUACAGAGGAAUCCAAGGGUAAAAUGGUCAUUGCUAAAAUUCAUGAGCCAUCAUUUGGUAUAGAGGAGUUGUGGGAAACCAGUGUGUACAAACCAUCUGUGAGCAAUGCCAUCAUGGUGUGUGGGGUCUUCUAUGCUGUCAGAACAGUUGACAUUCACUAUGAGGAAAUAUUUUAUACUUAUGACACCAAGAUAAAACAAUAGAGCUACAUGAGUAUUCCAUUUGAGCGGUUCCAGGACAAGUAUGUCAACCUGGACUACAACCCCACUGAUCAGAAACUCUACAUGUACAACGAUGGCUACUAUGUCAACUAUCAUCUCUGGUUUGACAACCAGGCCACUGUAAACACAACACACCCCUUGGUCAGAUAAAAGGCCUAUUGUGGCAUCUCUCAUAUUGAAACUCGUUAUACUCAAAUCAGAUUUAAUCUCUUUUGUAGUUGCUCUGAUUAUAUAGAAUAUCCGGUUUCAUGCACAUUGUGUUGAUUUUAAAUAAAUCUCGUAAGCAUU